Messenger RNA from Bufo bufo (common toad), 3409 nucleotides. RefSeq names its product arginyltransferase 1 (gene ATE1). Gene Ontology annotation, molecular function: arginyl-tRNA--protein transferase activity. Gene Ontology annotation, cellular component: cytoplasm. Bases 133 to 1803 code for a protein of 556 amino acids. Lineage: Eukaryota; Metazoa; Chordata; Amphibia; Anura; Bufonidae. The transcript has 13 exons. The record is from RefSeq and is a predicted model, not a curated record. Gene Ontology annotation, biological process: protein arginylation.
GACGUUUUUCGGUUACGCUAGGACAGGAAACUUGCCUAUGCCAGUGGUAAAGAUGGCGGCUUUACCCCGCACGGACAGGGUACUGCGCAUGCGUGCUGCCGGCUGUGCUUACUGUUUGGAACAGGGCGGAAGAUGGCGUCCGCCGGUGCGGGAGCUCUGAGUAUUCUGGAGUACUUCGGCGGGGAGGAUGGGAACCGCUGCGGGUACUGUAAGAGCGAAGCCGGGAACUUCUCUCACGGAAUGUGGGCGCACUCUCUGACUGUUCAAGAUUACCAAGGCCUGAUAGACAGAGGAUGGAGACGGAGUGGGAAGUAUGUGUACAAACCUCUAAUGAGCCAGACCUGCUGCCCACAAUACACUAUAAGGUUAUCUGCAGUAAAUUACCAACUCAACAAAUCCCACAAGAAAGUGCUCAAAAAGGUGCAGAGGUUUCUUCAGGAGGGAGAAGUGUCUCAUUCUACCAGUGAUGGAAUUUCAGUUGAAGCAAUGGACUCUCAGGCUGACGGCCCGGUCUCUUGCAGCGUUUCCUGCAAAGACAAGAGUGAAAUCCCAGAGGAUGAGCUCAAACCACUGAGCAUCGAGGGCGAGGAAACUGAGAAACAACAUGGAGACAAGGAAAUGGAGAAAAUCAUUGGUGCUGAAAUACACACGGAACAUGGAGACCCGAUAGAAACUGCUACAUUAAAGACAAAUGUUCACUCAAUGCCAAAACCAGGUAAAGGUGCUGAUACAACUAGGCCACCUUGUCGGAAAGCCAAAGACAUCCGUAAGGAGCGCCGCUUGCAGAAAACACUGCUUCAAAAGCAAGAUCAGGCGUCGGAACAACCAGCUGUCGCCCCGACUCCACCAAAACCCAAAGCAAGUGGCAUCAAAUCUAUAGAGGAUUUCAUUGAUGUGCCGGACCGUGAAAAUGUAGCUCAUAAACUUGAGGUAAAACUUGUGAGGUCCUCUCCUCCCAGCCACCAGUUCAAAGCAACGUUUCAAGAGUCUUACCAAGUAUAUAAGCGUUAUCAGAUGACCAUUCACAAGGACCCACCCGACAAGCCAACUGUGAGCCAGGUCAAGUUAGUUCCAGUCUCCAUGGAGGAUCCUGAAUUUGUGGCUUCCUUCGACUCUUCAGCCGCUCUUUAUGCCAAGUAUCAGAUGAGCGUGCACAAGGACCUUCCUUAUGAAUGCCAACCCUCAGAGUUCACAAGAUUUCUCUGCGAUUCUCCAUUGGAGCCGGAGACUCGGCCAGAUGGCAUCUCGUGUGGUUACGGUUCUUUUCACCAGCAGUAUUGGCUUGAUGGGAAGAUCAUUGCCGUUGGGGUUAUUGACAUCCUUCCAUACUGUGUCUCGUCUGUAUACCUCUACUACGACCCCGAUUGCUCCUUCCUGUCCCCUGGUGUCUACUCUGCCUUACGAGAGAUAGCCUUUACUCGCAAAUUGCAAAGAAAGGCCGCUGACCUGUGCUAUUACUACAUGGGAUUUUAUAUUCACUCCUGUCCGAAGAUGAGAUACAAGGGUCAUUAUAAGCCAUCGCAACUACUUUGUCCGGAGAGCUAUUCCUGGGUGCCUAUUGAGAAAUGUGUACCACUGCUUGAGUCCUCCAAAUACUCUCGGUUUAAUGGUAAUCCUGAAGAAGGAGACCUAGAUUAUCUGACAGAGUUGAGUCGAGUUCGAGUCUUACACAAACGCACGGUCAUGCCUUACAGCGUAUACAAGAAGAGACGCAAAGGGCCAAGCGAUGAGACUGUUGUGAAACAAUAUGCCGCCUUGGUGGGUCAGACCUGUGCAGAACGCAUGCUCUUAUACCGCAGCUGAAAUUCCUUGAGUAUGGUCCCUCAUAAAUAAAGCUCUGGAGAAGAAGACUGCAUGCCAUUGUUUUUACCAAGUUUAACAUAGAUCUGCCAGAUGACUCAUUGAAAAAGUGUGACUUGCCACCAGCUCCCGCAUACAUUAAGAUGCCCCCUGAGAAAUCUACCCCUCCUCAGCGCACUGGUGAAGGAGACCAUGCAGUGGAAAUGUGAGAAGAAGGAAGAAAAAUGUGGUGGCUUCAGUCCAUGUGCCCCUCUGUCAUUCUAGAAAUGAAACCAUUGCUCUUUGUUGCUGAGACCGAUAUGAAUAUAUAAUGUGUUGGUAUUUAAGAGACUGCACUUUAUGUAUGGCUUCGGAUGUUCUGCAGGACUCGGCCUCUAUAGACAUGAUUUUUGGUUGUUUUUGGUGGCUAGAUAAUUAACCAGGUUGAUAUGAAAUGUAAAUCUAAUUUAGUCAAAGUAUCUUCUACUUGAAAGGCAUCAAAUAGAUAUGUGAUCAUUUAGCAUAUCAUUUGUCACCUUUUAAAGGGGUCCUAUCAUUUAGCUUUCUAAAGAUGUCCCUGUCUCAACCACCAGGUGCAUUAUGUUGUAAAAUAAUUUAUCAGUUACCCAGAAUGAGUCCAGGAGAUACGUCUGGCUUCUUCAGACACAUGAGUAUUUGCACGGAUGAAAGGGAUUUUUUGGUGAAAUGAAAUAUUCAUAUUUACCUGUUCCCCACUACUCAGUUCUGCACCCUGGGUUCUGUUUCACCAUCUUACGUUACCUGUUCGCCAGCCACGUAUGGACAUUGUCGGGUGCGCUUGCUGAAGCCAAUGACUGGCUUCAGCAGUGACCUUUCCCCAAGUGGUACAUCACUGCUAGGUUACGUACCCAUUGGGAAAACGUUACUGCUGAAGACAGUCAUUGGCUGCAGAAGCGUACUUGACAGUGUCCUUACCUGGCCGUAAGUAUACAAGCCUGGGCACUGGAAGAUGGCAGAACGGGUAAGUAAGAAUCUUUCAGUAGGUGAUUCUUGCCAAGGACCAUAAGUAAAUAGUUAAUUUAACCCAAGGACCACACAACUUGCUUCACUGCGCAUGUGCAACGAAUUGAGGUGUACUGUCCUCGGAUUAAAUGUGUCUGGAGCUGCCGGCUCCUCUCCGGUAACAGACGGGUUCUUUUUCUAAGGACCUGCGGGUAAAUUAAGUGGCCCCAAAACUAAUGAAAGCUUCACUUUAAACUAUUACAGUGCUGUGGAUGUUUUUGAAAACUUUAUCCUAACAUGUAUGACCGGGUCCCUUGUCACACUAUGUGCCUCUUAACUGUAAGGAUGCUUGGCAGACAAUGCCCGACCGUCACUGUGUAUACGCAAAACUUUAUACAGCCACUGUAAACGCCCACAACAGCUUAACCUUCUUCUCGUCAUGAAAACCUGCCCUAUCAAGUAACAGAUUUCUAGUUACAGAGAAUAUUUUGGUGGUUUGGUGAUGUCUAUAAUGAAUCAGGAGGAGGCUAACCGUUUCAUGUCUCCUUAGGCUACUUUCACACUAGCGUUUUGGCUUUCAGUUUCUGAGAUUCGUUCAGGGCUUUCACAAGCGGUCCAAAACAGAUCAGUUUUGCCCUAAUGCCUUCUG